Molecule: messenger RNA, 5986 nt
Organism: Pomacea canaliculata
Lineage: Eukaryota; Metazoa; Mollusca; Gastropoda; Architaenioglossa; Ampullariidae
Product: synaptotagmin-4-like
Exons: 4
Coding region: 399-1721 (440 amino acids)
Biological process (GO): calcium-ion regulated exocytosis; regulation of dopamine secretion; regulation of calcium ion-dependent exocytosis
Cellular component (GO): axon; membrane; synapse
Molecular function (GO): calcium-dependent phospholipid binding; phosphatidylserine binding; SNARE binding
Source: RefSeq, a predicted model, not a curated record
CGGUGUCCAAUCCACGUCAGAGUUUGUGCUGACGUCCUGAGCGUCAAACUGUUGGAACGAGACCAGAGACCAGAGAACAGCAAGAAGAGAUCGAUAUUCUGUGGAGAGACAGAGAGAGAGACAGCGCGCAUGCAGCCACACUGAUGCAGCACUGACGCCACUGGCUCCGGUGCUGGAAGAGGAGGGAAACCAUUUCUUUUCUGCCGACGCCAUAUUGGACAGAAAGAGAAUGGCAGACAGAACAGUAUAGGUCAAAGUUUUGUUUGUCCUAGGCCUUCUAAGGUGCAUAGAGCUGCAGGAAAAGAACAAAGAAACAGCAGUGGGCGUUCGAAGGCCGUAUUUCACUAUCUUCUCGCUGUUGUAGAGAAAAAAGUCCGUGUGUUUAUUCUCUUCCAUUCAUGGGGGCCCACGACGAAACGAUCCAUGGAGGAGCGGUGUCCCCGGCAGUCGGCGUUGUAAUCGGCUUGGCAUGCGUGGUCUUCGUGGCUGCAAUGGCCGCCAUGGCCUACAAGUGCUACCGUCGGCGGAUCAUGCGAAACGCCCAGAACCGCCUGUCGUCUGCCAUCAAGAAAGGUCUGCAAGAGAGCAGCUCGGGCAGCUUCAAGAAGAGCAUCCCAGUGCGAGGCACAGGCGGCGGCUCCAAGGUGAUGAAGUCCAAGGCCACCAGUCCCAUCACGCCACCUAGCGGCGAAGGAUCCUCCCUGGAGCGCAUGCCCACCACGGGCUUCUCGCAAUCGGGUGGAGGAGGAGGGCUUGACCCCGUGCACGUGAAAGCCGCGGAGGUGUACCUGGAAAACGAAAAGGAUGGCGCCACGCCGGAGAAGGAGGAAGCUCAGCAGCGGUGCUGCGACACGGACGAGUCGGGGGAGGCUCCUUCCCGCCAUCCUCCUCCCACCAAGCUGGGGAGUCUUAGCUUCUCCGUGGAGCAUGACGAAGCCCGCUGCGCCCUGAUGGUCAGCGUGGUUCGUGCCAGCGACCUGCCACCUCGUGACCCCGCCGUGGGGGGCUGUGACCCCUACGUCAAGCUGCAGCUGCUGCCGGAGAAGAAACACAAGUGCAAGACACGGGUCGUGCGCAAGACCUUGAACCCCGAGUACGACGAGACCUUCACCUUCUACGGCAUCAAUGCCAACCAAAUGCCGGCCAUCACUUUGCACUUCGUCGUUCUUAGCUUCGACCGCUUCUCGCGCGAUGAAAUCAUCGGCGAGGUCAUCUACCCCUUGUCCGACAUCGAUGUGGAGAAGAAGGAGGCACUCGUCACGCGAGAUAUCACGCCGCGCCACCUGAAGUUCCGGAAUCAAGGCCGUGGAGAGUUACUCGUGUCCCUCUGCUACCAGCCCGCAGCUAAUCGUCUGGGAGUGGUGGUGCUAAAGGCCAGAAAUCUACCCAAGAUGGACAUCACUGGACUGUCGGAUCCUUACGUCAAGAUUUAUCUCCUGUACAACGGCCAACGCAUCGCCAAGAAGAAGACCCAUGUCAAGAAGCGAACCCUGAACCCCGUCUUCAACGAGUCCUUCCUUUUCGACGUCCCUUACAAUGAAGGCCUGCAGAACAUCUCGCUGGAGUUCCUCGUCCUCGACUGGGACCGCAUGACAAAGAACGAGGUGGUCGGGCGCCUGGAGAUAGGGGUCAAGAUCGGAGGACAGGAGGCCAAUCACUGGAACGAGGUCAUGAACUGCCCGCGCAAACAGAUCGCCGAGUGGCACAAGCUGAGUGAGUAGCAGCUUCCAGGAGACGAGGGGCAAUCAGCCGUGACCGCCAUGGUUGGGCUGUCUGUGGACAGAUGGAUGGAGGGAGUGGGGGAUGCGGGUGCUGAAGGGUAGAUUAGUGGAGGAGGGAGGGAUGUCUGUAAGAGACUGUUAGAAAUAUUAAAAAAUGUAAUAAAUGCGUGUGAUACUAAAAAUAAUGAAGUUUUCACAGUGCGCAGCUCCCUGUGUGUUGUACAACAUGGUGAGAUCAUAGAACAAGUGAUAAUGAUAGCUAAACCAUUUAAAAGCCGGCGGUAAUUAUAGUUAAACCGUUUAAAAAAUCCACGAAGUUUAUUUUAAAAAUUUGAGCGUCUGUUUUAGCGGGUGGUGAUUACAGGAAGAAGAAAACCUCGUUCUGUAAAGUUUCCCAUUGUCCAACAUUUCGCUCAAUAAAACUUCAAGUAGAAACUGCGGUUUGCUCAUGAUAAGUUUUGCUGUUGAUCUGGGAGUGCUGAUGAAGGGAUAAACGAUCUGUUUUUGUAUUUUGUUUCUGAUUUUAAGUUCGUUUUCGUUUCGUUGGUUUUCCAAGAGGACAAUGGAUUGAAAAUACCCUCUAACCCGAGUAGUUGUAGAUACAGACUUCUCUGUAAUAACCCAUUAUCUACAUUACCUAGGUCAUUACUGACCCCGAGCUGAUCGUAACCAAGAGGAUACAUAUUGUAUUUGUAAAUAGCCAAUCAUGAUGUUUUCUACAUUGUAAUAGUGGUGUCGAAGCACUAAAAGCCCAUUGGAAGGUCACACUGUGGCGCAUGCGUCAUGUGUUGUUGUGCGUGUCGUUGAUGUGCUUGUCGUCCAGCGUCGUUGUCCUGUCCUUCGUGUCCAUCGUGGACUGUCCGACGAUUUCUGAAACAAAUGUGAGCAAGAUUUUUAUUUUUUAGAGACAGAGGUGGUAAGCUAGGAACUAAUGGUAACCAUGUAGCAAACUUUCACUUCCUUGUGAUUUCUGUUGACAAACGGUGCACCCGGGGUGAACUCAGUGCGAACGCGCAAUAACACAGGGUAGGAUACCUUCACUUUGACAGACACCUUUGGACAGGAGGAUUUCUUUUUGUGUAGCUCUUCAGCAGUGAUUUGUGGCUAGGUGGCUUUCUUUUUUAUUUAAGGAUUCAGCAAGAAUGUCAUCUAUGAUCCGGGAAACCAGAUGACCUCACACAAACUUUAUUGCUUUUUAUAAUUAUUCGACAAAACCCAGGUGGCAUGAUCUCCCUUAAAAUAAAAAUUUUCAAAAUAACACAUAGAACAUGAUUAAAACAGUGUUACAUUCUCACAGUUUUGUUCUUAUAAUAUCUUUUUGGAGUCUUUCCUUUUUUUAUUUUUCCUUAUUUCUUUCUUUCUUAUUUGUGAGCCAUUAUGUCCCAUCCACGGUUUUAUCAUUACCAUUCUUCUUGUAAUCCACAGGGAAGAGAUUAUCUAUUCUGAAAUAUUGUGCAAUAGACAGAUUCCAAAUCCAGUUGACACUGAAAUGAUGUGAUAAAGUCCAUACUUAUCAUCAACAUAUUGCAUAUAUUGAUAAUGUGUAGUUAACUGAUGGUAUGAAUUCAUCAGAAGACAUUUAUUUGCACAAGAAGCCUCAACUACAACAGGAAAAAAAUGAAUUAAAAAUGAAUUUAUUUCAGGAAAGGAGUCCUAACACAAAUAACAAAAACAAACAUAUACUAAAUUCACAAAGGCUGGAGAUGCUAAAAAACCAGCAUGUCGAACUAAUGGAAGCUUUGCCAUGGAAACAGAUGUGAGAAUGAAAACAUGUGUCCCGUCCCCAUCAUGAAUGUAAGAGGGAAUCAGAGGAACUAAGUGAUGUUGGUCUCCCACCUUGUUCACCCUCAGCUUCACUUCUCCUGUCAUCAACUCGUUGCGUAAGGCGUUCGCUUCCUUCUUAUAUUUUUGUCGGGUAUCCGUGCACCCGUACAGCCGGCAAAAGAACGGAUUCAUUUGCGCGAGUGAGGUCUGUCCUUUAAAUUGAAACAAAAUGUGAGAGUUUUAUCGUAUACACAGUUUGUUUUCUAUUUUUUUAAAUCUUUCUGAUUUACUUUUGUAAUUUGUAUAAUUCAUUUAUUUCUGCGUGUAUUCGUUUUUAACACACAAUCAAACGCAUAAAUAAACACAAAAUAUUUGAUAAUUGCGUGGUCGCAAACAUAGCCACUAAACUUAAUUGUUUACAGGAGUCUGCUGAACAAAAAGAAGCUAAUUCUACUCCGUACACCCCUUUGUUAGUCUCAUUGCUGUUUUAUUUUAGAAGUAAAUCUCACUUGAGUGCUUUACAUGCCAAACUUAAAGAUCAAAGAUGAUAAACCUCAGGUAAGUAAGGACAAUAGUUCAAGAUGCUUUGUGGCUUCAACAUAUAGCUUUAACAACAAAAUUCACUGUGUAAAUAGUAUGUUUUGUAUGGGUGCUGGUGUCCAGAUUACGAGAUUGAAAUGAUUGUGGAUAAAGUUGUCUCAUUUCUGAUAUAAACAAACACCUGCACAUCAUUAUCAAAUGUUCCGACUUGCCGUAGUUGCACUUUCGGUUUUGAAUUCAAGUCUCGUGAAGUCUGCUUCCGUUGAAAUUUUUUUUUUCAAAGUGAUAGUCCUGGCUUUUGAAACGCAGCAUGUAGCUCUCUCUUUCUCUCUGUCUCUCACUCCCUCUCUCUCUCUCUCUCACACACACACACAUUCACUUGGAGUACCUUUGGUCCAUCUCUGCCAUGAGGACUAGUGUAUUGCUCUCUCUGUCUCCAUGACAUGACACCACUCAGAGGAUCGUUCUAUUCUCCUCAUGUUGUUUGUAUGAUCGACACCAUAGCAUUACAACUGAUGCCAUGUUUAAUGAGGUGACAAACUGCUGCAAUGAACAUUAUGAACGGGUGCAGCCGGGUGGCUGUUCUAAGAAGACCUUACACGUCUCCUUCCUCCUCCAUCAACUGAUGAUGUUCCCAAGGGACACGCGAGGCAUGAAGCACAAAAACACCUGUCUGGCUCCAUCACCUCCACCAUCCCACUCCCCCAUCCUUGAUCUCCAUCAGCAGCCACCGAGGGCAUUAAGUGCAGCACACACGGGCAAGUCGAUAUCUGAAAUCCUUCAGAAGGGGAAGACAUUCUGGAAUCCGAGCGUUCAAACUCCUCUCUUUCUUUUAUUGUAAACCCUGUUGAAUGAUAGUUCUUACCGCUUGGGUCCCAGUCGUAAAUUAAUCAGUUUUGUACAUAGAGUUUGUUUUUGAUGUCGUUGUCUUAAUAAUGAACAGUAUUUGUUUUUAUCUGUUUACAAUCUUAUUCUAUGGUCCGACCGAACAAACACCCACCUAUUUCUCAUCUUCAUCGUGGUCCUAUCAUCCAUGUCGACUAUGGACCACCAAACGCGGUUUUGCGAUGUACAUAUAAACAUCUGUUCUUGUAGAAGUCUUUCAGGCAUUUGUGUGCUGUGUUGAAGCUGAUUGAACAAUAUUUGACAUAUUUAAAUUUUUGAAAAAAAUAAGCAAAUAUUUAUGCUUGGAACCUUUAAUUUUAAAACAUUAAAUCUUUUUAGUUCCUGUAGACCAAUGUGAAAAUUUUGAAAGCAGGCUUGAGUUCUAUAAGACUUUGUUUAUCUCAUAGGGCAAUUAGAUAAUGUUAUCAUAAUUAGAUAAUUAUGUGCACACAUUCUCAUCCCUGUAAUAAACUGUAGUUUUGGUUUCGUUCCUUCCUGUACCAAGUUUGACGACAGGAAGAAAACAGUUUAUUAAACUAUUGAAAAUUAACAGGAAAGUUGGCUUGACUGUCGAGCAUUGCAAUUAGCUUGUAAUCACAAGUAGUGCACUGCGUGUAAUUAAUUAUAUGUGCAUGCAAGUAUACCUAUCUAUGUAUACCGCGGAUCUUGUACUUAACAUUACAAUAAUGUAAUUAUUGGAUUCUUCGAGAUUGCGUGUCACCUGUCUUCUUUCUUUAUUUCUCUCUCUCUUGGUCUUUCUGGAUUACACCUUUUCCUCUUCUUUCUUUUCUUUGCUUCACUCUUAUUCUCUCUUUUUUUUUUUAUCAGACUGUGUGUUCUUGUUUUUCUUUCUACUCUUUCUUGUAAUUUUUUUUCAGUCACCAGUUCUCCCACAUGUGAUUACCUAUUAUACUGUAUUCGGUUCGAAACCUCGUACACAUCACAAUUGUUUUGCUGCAACCUUGUGUCUUCAAUGAUGUGGGCUUCACUGUUCGCCGACACUGUGCAGCUGUUCUUUCUUCAGUGUAAGCAGUUCAUGCCAACUUUAUUUGAUUAAAAACAGAAGUAUUCUUGUU